GGUCAGUGAUCUUGGCCAGCACGUUACUUUGAUGACGCAGCUCUUUGGCCGUCACGUAGUUGGCACAACUCUUGUUUUGUUCCGGUGCUGUUUUCACCUGAAUUAAAUCGCUGCGUGCCGCUAUCGAUGCGCCGCUUAUCAGUGGGCGAAACUGAAAGCCACAGACUCGUAAUCUUAACAAACGGAACUUACUACCAUAGUGGUGUUCGUCUCGGCCCGAUGUUAACUUUGACAGCUCGAUUGGCAAGCGCCCCGGCAGUUGGCUCUGGCACGUAGACCCAACUGGAGCAAUUCCGGUAAAAACAACACCCAAUAGCGUUAGUGGAUAAUGGCAUCUUUCAAGUGGCUUAUUUCGCUGAUGCUGCUCACCUGUCAGGUCCUAAGGCAGGUGCACAGUGUCGAGGAGGCGAGUCACUGCACAUCGGUGGCGGGAAUGGUGAAGUUGCUGGAACUGGAGGACCAACUCAUCCAGAACCUCGAGGAUUACGCCGACGAGUUGGAAAAAAAACUGGACACCGUACGCAGGAGUAUUGACAGCCUGCGUUUGGAGAACCAAAAGGCACGGAGCACCACGGUGGAUUACUUGUCGAAUCCUUUGAAUUCUUUUUCCCUGAUCCGUCGUAUGAACCGUGACUGGCUGAUAUGGCAGCUUUACAUGGAGGAUCAAGUGGGCUUGACCCAGGCUGACAAGAUCCAGAGCCUCAGGGAGGAAAUGCCCACAAGUACCGAUGUCGAAGAGGCAGUAAGCGCCUUGGAUCGAAUUCAGGUGACAUAUGGCUUAAAGGUGGAGGACAUAGCCAAGGGGCUUCUUAAUGGAAACCAAUACCCUGUUAGCCUCACUGCUUUGGAUUCAUAUGCCAUGGCGCAGAUCCUCUUCGACCAGGGGCGUUUAUAUGGAGCAUCCAGGUGGAUUUACCAAACACUAACUUGGAUGGAAAAUUUCAAACUGGCGGAACCUUUCUUGUUGGCCAAAGAUGAGGUCCGGACCUUUUAUGCGGAAACUUUGCUUAAGCUUAACCAAAAGGCGGAUGCUCUAAAAGUUGUCAACAUUGCACUGACUGAUAAGCCGCAUGAUAUUAAACUGCUGGUGAAGAAAAUGGAAAUAGAAGCUCUGAUAAGGACGGGAACCAGCAACCAGCAGCCCCAACCGACGAACCCGCUCUCCAAUCCAAACAGCCACCCAACUCUCUAUGAAAUGGGCUGUCGAGGAAUGUAUCCACCUUCCACCGAUUCCAAGCUUCUCUGCCGCUACAAUAGCACCACCACACCGUUCCUCACCCUAGCUCCUCUCAAGAUGGAAGUGGUGGGUCUGAAUCCUUACAUGGUCAUUUACCACGAUGUCCUCUCUACUGCGGAGAUUGAAGAAAUGAAAGAAAUGGCCACCCCAAGUCUGAAAAGGGCCACCGUUUUCAAGGCCUCAGAGGGAAAGAAUACCGUGGUAAAGACCAGAACCUCCAAGGUGGCCUGGUUCCCCGAUUCUUACAACUCCUUAACUCUUCGUCUAAAUGCUCGCAUAAACGAUAUGACUGGAUUCGAUCUGUCUGGCUCGGAAAUGCUUCAACUAAUGAACUAUGGAUUGGGAGGGCACUACGACAGGCACUACGACUUUUUUAAUACAACUCAGCAAAAUUCCAGCGCAUUGACUGGAGAUCGCAUAGCUACAGUACUAUUUUAUAUGUCUGAUGUAGAACAGGGCGGUGCCACAGUUUUUCCCACCAUUCAUAAAACCGUUUAUCCUCAGCGAGGUUCGGCUAUAAUGUGGUAUAAUCUUAAGGAUGAUGGUGAGCCCGAUGAGCUAACGCUCCACGCCGCCUGCCCGGUUUUAGUUGGUUCCAAGUGGGUUUGCAACAAAUGGAUUCGAGAACGCGCCCAGUUCCGCAGUCGCCCGUGCCUUAAAAAGUGACUUUGAUUCUCAAAUUUUCUAAAAUUAGUCUAGUGAUAUUAUACACCAACGAUGAAACUCAAUAAAAACUACCUCAAACCAAA
Drosophila bipectinata is the source of this 1986-nucleotide messenger RNA. RefSeq names its product prolyl-4-hydroxylase-alpha PV (gene PH4alphaPV). The record is from RefSeq and is a predicted model, not a curated record. Gene Ontology annotation, cellular component: endoplasmic reticulum. NCBI's taxonomy places the organism in Eukaryota, Metazoa, Arthropoda, Insecta, Diptera, Drosophilidae. Gene Ontology annotation, molecular function: protein binding; iron ion binding; L-ascorbic acid binding. Gene Ontology annotation, biological process: peptidyl-proline hydroxylation to 4-hydroxy-L-proline.